CUCAGGCUUGAGGUUUCAUUAUGUAACAUAAGGAGACCACAGAAAACCUCUAAUGCUGUUUCUUCAUGGUUUCUCCCGAAAACUGUGCUCCUGGCGUUACCAAUUACAGGAAUUCAGUAGUCAUUACCACACGGUGGCGCUAGAUCUGCGUGGCUAUGUAACUGAGACCCAGCUGGAGGGGUACCUAUACCGGCUGUCCCAGCCCGGGGGGCUCAUAGGCCCUCUGAACUACUUGGUCAUUGGUGGUAUAUUUAACACUCUGUACAAGGAUCAGGAUGUCAGUGUGGCCUGCAUGUUAAUUUGGGGUGAGGCAGACAAUAUACUGGUUGAGGGCAUGUCUGGUGGUACACGGCCUUAUGUAAGGGGUCCGGUUGUCAUUCACACUAUUCCCGAAUGUAGCCACUGGGUUCAGCAAGAUCAACCUGAGAAAGUCAACAAACUCAUAUGGGACUUCGUUCUGGAUAAAGACAUAAUAAAACACAAUCAAUGA
Molecule: messenger RNA, 490 nt
Organism: Sinocyclocheilus grahami
Lineage: Eukaryota; Metazoa; Chordata; Actinopteri; Cypriniformes; Cyprinidae
Product: epoxide hydrolase 3-like
Exons: 4
Source: RefSeq, a predicted model, not a curated record